Molecule: messenger RNA, 3956 nt
Organism: Galeopterus variegatus (Sunda flying lemur)
Lineage: Eukaryota; Metazoa; Chordata; Mammalia; Dermoptera; Cynocephalidae
Gene: RIPOR3
Product: family with sequence similarity 65, member C
Exons: 22
Coding region: 3-2846 (947 amino acids)
Source: RefSeq, a predicted model, not a curated record
CCAUGUCGGUGAGGGUGCGGUUCCUGUCCCCUGGGGACACAGGGGCUGUGGGGGUCAUGGGCCGGAGCGCCUCCUUCGCAGGUUUCAGCAGUGCACAGAGCCGGAGGAUCACAAAGUCCAUCAACAGGAACUCCGUGAGAUCACGAAUGCCUGUAAAACCCUCCAAGAUGUACGGCACUCUGAGGAAGGGGUCCGUGUGCCUGGACCCCAAGCCCCAGCAGGUGAAGAAGAUCUUUGAAGCAUUGAAGAGAGGCCUCAAAGAGUAUCUGUGCAUCCAGCAGGCUGAGCUGGAUUACCUGUCUGGACGCCACAAAGACACCCGGAGGAAUUCCAGGCUGGCUUUCUAUUAUGACCUGGACAAGCAAACACGCUCUGUGGAAAGACACAUUAGGAAGAUGGAGUUUCACAUCAGCAAGGUGGACGAACUCUAUGAGGGCUACUGCAUCCAGUCCCGCCUGCGUGAGGGUGCCUGCAACAUGCAGCGGGCCUUCUCCAGGUGUCCACCGAGCCGCGCCUCCCGCGACAGCCUGCAGGAGCUGGGCCGCAGCCUGCACGAGUGCACCGAGGACAUGUGGCUCAUCGAGGGGGCCCUGGAGGUACACCUAGGAGAGUUCCAUGUCAGGAUGAAAGGCUUGGUGGGCUACGCACGCCUGUGUCCCGGAGACCAGUAUGAGGUGCUCAUGCGCCUGGGCCGACAGCGCUGGAAGCUGAAGGGCCGGAUCGAGUCGGAUGACAGCCAGACCUGGGACGAGGAGGAGAAGGCCUUCAUCCCCACCCUGCACGAGAACUUCGACAUCAAGGUGACAGAGAUGCGGGGCCUGAGCUCGCUGGUGGUGGGCACCGUGACGUGUGACAUUGCUGACUUCUUCACGACGCGGCCACAGGUCAUCGUGGUGGACAUCACAGAGCUGGGCACCAUCAAGCUGCAGCUGGAGGUGCUGUGGAACCCAUUUGAUACCGAGAGCCUCCUGGUGUCACCCAGCCCCAUGGGCAAGUUUUCUGUGGGCAGCAGGAAGGGAUCCCUGUACAACUGGACACCCCCAAGCACCCCCAGCUUCCGGGAGAGAUACUACCUGUCUGUCCUGCAGCAGCCAGCACAGGAGGCCUUGCUGCUAGGUGGGCCAAGGGCCACCUCCAUCCUCAGCUACCUGUCCAACAGUGACCUUCGGGGUUCCAGCCUGUGGAGCCGAAGUCAGGAGCUGCCUGAGAUGGACUCCUUCAGUUCCGAGGACCCCCGAGACACCGAGACCAGCACGUCAGCCUCCACCUCAGAUGUGGGGUUCUUGCCCUUGGCACUUGGCCUCAAUGCCUCCAUUGAAGAGGAGGCCCAGGAGGACCCCCCGUCCCCGGGCCUUCUGCCAGACAUGGCCCACCUGGUGGAAGGCUCAUUUGUGGAGCAGCCCGACUGUAGAAACUUGGGAGUAGAGAGCCCCAACCUACCCCAGGGCCUCCCAUUCCACAACUGCACAAUCCCAAAUAGUGAGAAAGGCCGGGAUGAAGGAGAAACCAGGGACAGAGCAGAUGGGCCUGGCUUGGCCCUUGAGAGGCCUCUGCAGGAGGUCCUGGAGUUAUUGAGGUCCAUGGACCCCGCCCAACCCCAGCUCCGGGAGCUGGAGUACCAGGUCCUCAGCCUCAGGGACCGGCUGAAGCCCUGCAGAGCCCAGCAGGAGCACGCGUCUGCUGAGAGCCUGAUGGAGUGCAUCCUGGAGAGCUUCGCCUUCCUCAACGCGGACUUCACCCCAGAUGAGUUGUCCCUGCUCAGGGGAUCCCAGGGCCCCGGAAAGGACAGGACCCUGCCCCCACCGCCAUCGAGAGCAUCAUCCAGGGAGCUCACAGCCGGUGCCCCGGAGCUGGACGUGCUGCUCACAGUCCACCUCCAAGUCUGCAAAGCCCUGCUGCAGAAACUGGCCUCCCCUAAUUUGUCAAAGAUGGUCCAGGAAUGCCUUCUGGAAGAAGCAGCGCAGCAAAAGCAAGUUCUGGAGACGCUUUCUGUCCUUGAUUUUGAGAAGGUCAGCAAGGCGGCAAGCAUUGAAGAGAUCAUUCCACAGGCCACGCGGAGGAAGGGGUGCCUGAAGCUGUGGCGAGGGUGCACAGGGCCCGGCGGGGUCCUGUCCUGCCCCGCCACGACUCUACUGAACCAGCUCAAGAAAACGUUCCUGCACAGAGUCAGAGGGAAAUACCCAGGACAACUGGAGAUAGUGUGCCGCAGGCUCCUGGAGCAGGUGGUCAGCUGCUGUGGGCUGCUCCCUGCAGCUGGAGCUGGGCUCCCCGAAGAACAGACCAUCACCUGGUUCCAGUUUCAUAGCUACCUGCAGAAGCAGAGUGUCUCCGACCUGGAGAAGCACUUCGCCCAGCUCACCAAGGAAGUAACGCUCAUCGAGGAGCUGCACUGCACGCAGCAGGUGCAGACAGUCAGGAAGCUGCAGGGGAAGCGGCUGGGCCAGCUCCAGCCCCUGCCCCAGACCUUACGAGCCUGGGCAGUGCUCCAGCUGGACGGGCCUCCACGGGUGUGCAGGGCAGCCAGCACUUGCCUGGCCAGCGCAGCCAAGAACAGAAGCUUCCGGGAAAAGGCCGUGCUCUUCUACACCAGUGCCCUGACCGAGAAUGACACCGAACUCCAGCAGGCCGCGUGCAUGGCGCUCAAACACCUCAAGGGCAUUGAAAGCAUUGAUCAGAUCGCUAGCCUGUGCCAGUCUGACCUGGAGGCUGUGCGUGCAGUGGCCCGGGAAACCACACUGUCAUUUGGUGAAAAAGGACGCUUAGCUUUUGAGAAAAUGGACAAACUUUGCUCAGAACAAAGAGAAGUCUUUUGCCAGGAGGCAGAUGUGGAAAUCACAGUAUUUUAAAAAGCCAGGGCUCAUGAGGUCAAAUCCAGUGUCCUGUUUUUUGCUGCUGCCCAGCCUCAACAUAGCACCUGAGCUUUGGGUGGGGCACACGUGCUUCCCCAGAAGUGUGAGGCUGCCUGUUGCCUGAGGCUCUGGACCUCUCACAAAGCCCCAGGGCACAAGUGGAGCUUUGUACAAAAGCAGGAAAAGGUGAUGCACAGCACUUCGAAGUCUGCACGGUCACAAAUGAGCACUCAACUCUUGGCUUUGGAAACCUGUCUGACCUUCCCCAGGCUGGGCGUGGCAGCCAGCCACGCUACCAAGGGGCGAAGGCCAGGCAAGUUGAGGCCCUGAAUAAAAGGCUCGAAGACGAGUGUGCGGAGCUUGAGGUCUCCCUGCACAUCAGCUGGCUCAGCACUUCUGGUUCAACAAAUACUGGGAUUGAGGAGGCCGACAGGCCAGCCAAUUGGCCGUGCUAAUGAAUGACUGCAGUGGCUCAAGUCAUUUCAACAGCAGCCGGCUGUCACCUCGAUAAGCUGAGGAAGGUGGGAAGGCUCAGAGCCAGGGUUUCGAUGACCCACACUCUUAAUGUGAGCUGCAGCCCAAAUGCCAGUGGAGCUUGACAGCAGCCGGCUGCCCAGGACCUUAUUUUCACAAUGUUCAACAGCGCAAAGGAAAGAAGAUACAUCAGCCAAGGGGCCUGAGUGUCACAGGCAGUAAAACCAUACAAAUCAAAAUGAAAUCCAACUUGUGAAACAAGUCAACCUAGGGCCUAUUAAAUAAACUGUUCCAGAAUCAAUCAGCUAUUUUGAAGGAAGAUUUCACUGAAGUUCAUGUUGUUUUAAAGAAAGAGAAUUAGUUUCCUAUUUAAGUCUACUACAUAAAAGCAAAACAAAACACCAUGUCCUGAGAUGUCUCUGUAUUAGUAAUGUAGAGAUAACCUGGGGUUUAAAUGUUCUAUCAACAAUGGCAUUAGAGAACUUUGUAACUUAAACAUUCUCCCUUAAACUUCCUGUACAUAUUUUGUUUUUUUCUUUUGAUUUAACUUAGUAUUUAUUUGCCUUGUUCAUGUUUAAUUUUCUGAAGUUUCAAUUAAACUAUUUUAAUUGGUAUAUCACUUCACCCAAAAAA